Enterobius vermicularis (human pinworm) is the source of this 1263-nucleotide messenger RNA. NCBI's taxonomy places the organism in Eukaryota, Metazoa, Nematoda, Chromadorea, Rhabditida, Oxyuridae. The record is from the annotation of a GenBank genome assembly.
UUUCAAACUGUUCUAAAGAUACUUUUUAGUGACAAGCCGUAUAACUACGACGUGGUUGUGGUCGGCGGCGGAAUAGUCGGUUGUGCCGCCGCUCGCCAGUUGAAAAUUUCUAACCCAAACCUGAAUAUCGCUCUACUCGAGAAGGAGAAGCAUUUAGCGACCCAUCAAAGUGGCAACAACAGCGGAGUGCUACAUGCUGGUAUAUACUAUGUCCCUGGAAGUCUGAAGGCGAAACUAUGUGUAAGAGGGAUUGAUUUGGCAUAUAAAUAUUUUGAUGAGCACAACAUUCUAUAUAAAAGGAUCGGUAAACUGAUAGUAGCUGUUGAACCGGAAGAAGUUCCACGACUAGAAAAUCUUUUUCAACGAGCACAGAAGAACAACUGUAAGAUGAUCCAGUUGAUUGAUGGAAGUGAAAUCAAGAAGUACGCUCCUCACUGCAAGGGUUUAAAAGCUAUCUGGUCUCCUUAUACAGGCAUCGUAGAUUGGGGUCUUGUAACAAGGUCGUUCGCAGGAGACUUCGAAAAAAAAGGUGGUAUGGUCUAUACAGAUUACUCGGUUGACAAUCUUUGCUUCCUCGGAGAAUCUCCGUUGUCAGGAAAGCCAAAUGAAUUUCCUUAUUUGAUCACUUGUGCUGGUCUGCAGUCAGACCGCGUUGCUAGAUUGUCAGGAUGCCAGACUUUGCCGAAAAUUGUUCCGUUUCGAGGAGAAUAUUUACUACUCAAAUCACAUAAACGUUACCUAGCUGAAACAAAUAUAUAUCCGGUUCCUGACAGCCGUUUCCCAUUUCUUGGCGUACAUUUUACACCUCGAAUGGAUGGAAAUGUGUGGCUGGGCCCAAAUGCUGUAUUGGCCUACAAGAGAGAGGGCUACAAAUAUACAGAUAUAUCUUUCAAUGAUCUUUAUGACUCUCUAACAUUCCGCGGCAUGCAUAAACUGAUGUGGAAGUUUCUUGGCUAUGGACUGAAAGAAAUGUAUCGGGGUAUUUUUAUUGGCGCACAAGUAAAACAGCUUCAAAGAUACGUUCCUGAACUGACCGUAGCUGAUGUUACCAGAGGGCCUGCUGGUGUCCGAGCGCAAGCAAUGGACGGUGAAGGUAAUUUGAUAGAAGAUUUUGUUUUUGACGGAGGUUAUGGCAGCUUGGGAAGUCGAGUUUUGCAUGUGCGAAAUGCACCCAGCCCGGGUGCUACGAGUAGUCUAGCUAUUGCCGAAAUGAUAGGUGAGAAGGCAGCCGAGAAGUUUGAUAUUAAGCACAGAACUUUAUGA